AUGGCCAGCAAGAAAUACGGCGUCUGGGCCGCCAAACCCACCUCCUACGACGCGCAAACCCCCAAACAAGACCCCAAAACCCCACACAUCACCCUGCAGCUCUCCGGCGGCGGCAGCGCCGAAAUCAACGUCAAAUCCACCUCCUCCGACGACCGCCUCGUCUUCUGGGUCAACAAAUCCUUCUUGCACCCCAUCACGUCCGCCCUCUCCCAACUGGCCCCGGGCCUCACCGAGAACCCCUCCGAAUCCACAUCCCUCGAUUUCCAGCGCACCACCCCGGCUCUCUUGGACGUAAAUGCCGGAACGCUGCUGGACCCUUACGAAAAGGGGCCCGAUAAUGAUAUCUUGGAUGAACUGGAGCCGAUCCUGGAUCAGGCGAUUCAUGAGGGGGCUAUGGUUUAUCUUUUUGGGCAGUUCUAUCAUGAUCGCGAUGGGGCGAGUGGGAUUCAUGAUUGUCAUAUGAAUCAGGGGAAUUCGGGGGGGGGUAUGAGAAUAAUAUCUGGAGUGAGUUUUUAACCCACAUUCGAGUCUGUUGAUUUGAGUUGGUAUGCUAACGUUUUGCUUUUCUUUUCUCUUUCUGUGUAGGCGACGGGAGUUUCAUGGUACAGUUCAAUGACGGACAUUGGGAGGCUGUGUUUCUGGCUUUCGCCACGCAGAGUUUGCCUACGGAUGACGAGGGCAAGCCGACGAGUGACGCGGAGGCUUUUGAUCAGAGGUUGGGAGGAAGCAGCAGUUCGUCUUAG
Messenger RNA from Lecanosticta acicola, 743 nucleotides. NCBI's taxonomy places the organism in Eukaryota, Fungi, Ascomycota, Dothideomycetes, Mycosphaerellales, Mycosphaerellaceae. The record is from the annotation of a GenBank genome assembly.